UCCAUUCUCCAGUAGCAGUUAUCGUUCGCUUGUCACCUUGGCUUGCCUUGUUCGCAUUAUCAUAUACACCUGUCACCGCAACUACUCCCAGGACUUGUUAAAUAUCCGUCGUGCCCAUGACAUGCCUACCUUCUUCUCCCCUCAUGGUCUUCUUCCUCCUAGCACGUUGAACACCUAACCACCGUUGCUUCUCAUCUUCUUCGUCAACAUCAUCAAAAUAUUCUUCAGCCCUUGUUCCAUGCUUCUAUACCUCCAUUUGGCUUUGUGAUCAAAUAGGAACAACCAGGAAGAGAGACAAAGUAGCAGAGGAGCUAGUUUACUUGGCUAGAAUGGUAGAAGCAAUGGGGUCCUUUGGGAGCAGAGGCGUCGGCUUUGCGGGGAUGAGCAGCACUCUGGAGGAGGUGCAGAUGCAGGAGACCCUCAUCUUCUCUGACACCAUCAAGGAUCUCAAGACAUUGAGAUCACAGCUGUACUCUGCGGCAGAGUACUUUGAACUUGCCUACAUGCAGGAAGAGGAAAAGCAGGCGGUGGUGAGCAACCUGAAGGAGUACGCCGUGAAGGCCCUUGUAAAUACUGUUGAUCACCUGGGGUCCAUAUCUUUCAAGGUUUCCAGCCUUAUCGAUCAAAGGUUCGAUGAGGUCGCCGAUGCCAAUCUUCGGGUCUCCUGCAUCCAGCAGAGAACUCAAAUCAGCCAAGCGAGCAUGGACAGGGAAGGGCUAUCACAGCAAUCAUUGGUGAUCACUGCACCUAAGUAUCACAAGAGGUACAUAUUGCCAGCUGGAGAUGAGUCAAUGCCCAGUGCUGUUCCCAACUUCAGGGAGAUGAAUAAGGUCACGAACAGGGCUGCACAGAUGCAUCAAGUAUUCAGUGCAGAAGCCCAACCAAAAAGCAAAGAGAAGCAAACUUCGUUCAGCAAGUUGCGAUCGAUUGCCCGUGCACCUCCGCAGCGUGCACGUUCGUCAUCACCAGCACAACGUUCACAUUCUGUGCCACCAUCUGAGACUGUUACACCCACAAACAGAGAUAAGCGAUCAGAUUCGCCAAUUCCUUCAACUCCAUUGACAAGGUCCGGAUCACUAUCAAAGAAGCCAUCCUUGCUCAAGACAACAAGUGUCAGGGUUCAGAUGCAGACCACCUCACAGCCCAAGAAAUUGGCACCGCUAAAGUCACAAGCUGACAGGAGCAACGACACCAAGGAAGGUGAGCAGACUCCAAAAAAGAGCAGGAAGUUCCUUAAGUCGCUGCUCAGCAGGCGGAAGUCCAGAAAAGAUGAGCCGUUACCGAGUUAUUUCGACGAUUACUGAACUCCUAACACCAGAUUGCUCCCUCUGAUGGAGCACCACAAUCUCAGCAUACAUGUACAUCAGUGUUAUCAAAGUGUUAUAUAUCCUCGAUAUAUAUAUUGACAUUGUAUAGCCAUAGCAUAAAGAUUUGUACAUGAACCUAAGUUCAAGAUGGAAGUUCAGCAAGAUGUCUCACCAACUUGCCUGUUGUAAGAGCUGCAUUGGAUCAUGACUCUGUAGUUUUGUUUUUAAAGCUGAUUCGUUCAGAGGCCAUCUGUAAAUAAUAGGCCUUCAACU
Messenger RNA from Phragmites australis (common reed), 1580 nucleotides. Its product is annotated as putative protein ABIL2. Lineage: Eukaryota; Viridiplantae; Streptophyta; Magnoliopsida; Poales; Poaceae. The transcript is spliced from 9 exons. The coding region runs from base 330 to 1304 and encodes 324 amino acids. The record is from RefSeq and is a predicted model, not a curated record.